ACUCUCUCUUUAAAAAAAGAAAACUUGAUCGUCCUUUUAGUCAAAUUCUACUCAUUAACAGCUUUUGCCAUCAUGAGGUAUUUUUUAUUUUGAUGGCCUUUUUAAUUUUCCUAAGUUGGCCUUAACCUAUCCGUUGUAUUUGGCAUUGUGUCCAGCUUUUGACUAUGUCCAGUUUUUCCCAGUCCCAGUGACCUAGUCCCAGUGUCCUCUACUCAAACCUUGAGCAUCUCAAAGCUUCCAGCCUGUGGCCUUCUAGCCAGUGUGGGGGCUACGUGGCCUGCCUUCCCCACUUGCCCAGGAGGUGUCCGUAGGUGUGUGUGUGGAGGGACUUUGAGGAUUCCUUUCCAGCCCUGGGUGUUUAGCAAAGGCAUCACUACCCCGAGGCCUGAGAGUGUGUGCCUGUGUAGAGCAAGGGCAGCUCCCUUUGCACCUCUUAUGAAGGGAGUGAGGGGGUGCAGGCUGUCUGCAUUCUGUGCCACUUCCAUAGUGUCCAGUGUAACACCAGCUUGUACCAAGGCAGGUGAGCAAGGCAGUAACUAAGGUGAAGUCCAGUAGCUGGUGUUGAUCUCGGGCUCACCUGAACAGCGGAGCACUGGGUGGAUGUCUCAGCUCCUGGAAGGGGACACAGUGACCAUCACCAUCACCACCACUCUGUGGGUACCACACCUGGACAGCAGUGCUCAGUGCACUUGACCAGGUCACUUACCACGCUGCCUCUGAUGAGUCCUUGCCACAGGAACAAUCAGCAGAGGCUGGAAACUUUCCCAGACAAGGACUUGUCAGGUUUUGGCUUCUGGACCAGAGGCUGCUCCUCCACCCACUGGGGCCCAAGCCACCUUGCCAGUGCAGUGGCGAGGGGCUGGGGGCGAGGGGUUCUUCAGGACAGCCUUUACUUCCCAGAUGUAAAGUCGAAUCUCACUCAGCCUCACAAACCUGUCAUCACCUCUUGACCCAGAGGGACCUUCCCAGAGCUUCGUGCUUUUUCUUGGUCCUGUGCUAUGGAAAAGCACCAAGCUUGUAAACACAUUGUAGAAAAAAAGGGUUUGGGGGAUUCCUAUCAUCAAAUUCCCAUGAAGAUUUGUAAGUAAUGAAAAUCAGGAACAGAGCAGCUCUGUUGUGAGGGGUCGUUGGUGUAAAUGAAAUCCACUGGCCCCAAAGGCAGUCUCACUUGAUCACUACCAAGGUCUCAGUGUUGUUGGCAUGCUUGGCACGGUUCAGGCCCUGUGCAGACACAGCACCCCCGGAGUACUCAGCAGCUGUCCUCAGCAGCUGCAGCUGCUCCCAACAGGAGCCUUAGUACACUGACGGGGGUCAGUGGGGUAGGAUGGUGUCAUGCCAAGGCUGAGCCUUCAGACAGGUCACAGCACACUCCAUGGCCCAAGGCUAGGAGCAUUGGGGCCAGCUUCUCAGAUGGACAUUCACAAGCCGCAGCAGUCAGAUUGCCUGCAGCAUGAGGCCUGUUUUCCUGCAGCCCUGGGACCUGCACUUCUCCACCUCUUGCACACACAGUCUCUGCAGGAGACCACACCACUCCAGCUGACAGCAGUGCACGUGGAGAAUCGGUGCAGCAUGUGACACUGCUGUUUUCCCCUUGGGUUUUACAGGUGAGGCUUUGGGACCUCUGUGUUGUCCUCAGUGUACAAAGCAGUCAGCAGCACAGGAGGGUGCCCAGUGGAACCCCAAUGACUUGGUAUUCAGUAGGAAGUCACUGUUUGGGAGUCAGCCUGUGAACUAGGUCCUUCCUUAGCAUGAUUGUGACAUAGGUGACCAGGGGAACAAGUACAAGCCUUGUGCCCCCCUGACCAGCCUUCUUGUUCAUUCAUUUUUUAAAACUUGUGGUUUCAAACACUGGUCAGGGAGGUUUGGUUUAUUCCGGGCUGUGUCCUUACGCUGGGGCCUUCACACAGGCCAAAUGUCAGCCCCUCCCCAUGUACCCAGCCAGCUCCUCAGCAGCGUCUCUUGAGCUCUACCCACAUCUUCGAGAAAGUCUUCCUGAAUAAUUGCAUUAAGUACCCCUUCUGUUCUCUUAACAGUUCUCUGUUCUUGUCAAAAUUUUACCAGGUCAUACUCUGAAUUCCCCCUGGGCAGGUCAGUCAGUCGUAUGAAGCAACAGGGACACUGGUGAGGACUGAGGAGAGAACACCAGCAGGGUCAGUUCCUGCCCUGCCAGAGCAGAGAGUGGGCCCAUGAGAACAAGGCCCCAUGAGGCCAGAGCAUCCAUAUUCAAAGGAAGCCUGAAACUUGGUGUUUUUAAGUGAAGCUGCUUCUACCACUUAAAUGCUGGCCAAUCUUUAUUUCUGGAACAAUGGCCACAGAUGAAAUGCAUCGGUGGCCCCUUGUGCAGCCUGUGGACAAACAUCUUUCCCGCUGGACUCCAAGCUCUAUGGGAACACAGUGUCUCUGUUCACCACAGUGUCAGAAUCAAAUAAAUGAAAGCAGGAUGAUGAUGGCCCCUCCCAUUGAACACCAGAGUCAGAAAGAAUGUUCUGGCAAGGAGGUGACUUCCCAUCAUGCCCUCUCACUGGAAAUCCUCCCCUCCCCCCAGUUUCUUGAGGUCCUUCUCCAGCUACCACUGUGAGCCUCCUUGUCCCCAGCCUCAAGGCAUCACAAUGGCCAAGGCUGCCCUGGCUCAGGCCCUCUGUGACAUCACCAGCGGCCAGCACUAGGUCCCCAGUCUCCCAGUUGCCAGGGCAGACAGACCCACCAUGAGCAGCUUCCUCCACCACCUCUGCUCACCAUGCGGACGCUGAGAUGGUUCCUGUUCUUGCCUCUGUGCCUCUCCUGCGGCUACGCCUUUAUGUUCUCUUCUCUGAGAGACAAAGCCAAAGAACCCCAGGGGAAGGUGCCUUGCGGAGGGCACUUCCGAAUUAGACAGAAUCUACCAGAGCACACCCAAGGCUGGCUUGGGAGCAAAUGGCUCUGGCUUAUUUUUGUUGUUUUGCUGUAUGUAAUACUGAAGUUUCGAGGAGAUAGUGAGAAGAAUAAGGAGCAGACUUCUACUGGCCUCCGAGGCUGCCAGUUUCGCUCUCCACUAAAGAAACAUCAAAAUACUUCCCCCAGCAAAGACUAUGCAUUCCAUACCUUAACCCAACUUGAGAUGGACCUUGUGAAGUUUGUGUCCAAGGUUCGGAAUCUCAAAGUCACCAUGGCAACUGGUGGUAACAUCAAGCUGCAAAGCUCAGAGAUGCCUACAGAUCCACACAAUAAUAUCACAAUAUAUGAGAUAUGGGGAGAAGAAGAGUCUGAAUGAAUGGAUUUGUGUGUCAAAAUAGAGGGAAAAUAAUCAAGUGUUGACAGACAGUAUCCAAACCGAUUAAACUAUUCUGGAGAAAGAA
Molecule: messenger RNA, 3335 nt
Organism: Ictidomys tridecemlineatus (thirteen-lined ground squirrel)
Lineage: Eukaryota; Metazoa; Chordata; Mammalia; Rodentia; Sciuridae
Gene: Fam209a
Product: family with sequence similarity 209 member A
Source: RefSeq, a predicted model, not a curated record